AUGGACGCGCUGCCGCUGCGGGACCUAUUGGACGCGUCAAGCCAUGGCCUGUGGGAUGGAAGAAUCGUAGCGACGGCAAUAUGUCUCAUACUUGCUUGGCUGGUGUAUCUCCUGGUUCGGACAGAUCCUGAACACGGUGUCGAUUUUUCUCUCCCACCGCCUGAGCAAGCGAAGAUUGGCUGGCAGGGAAAGGAGCUUCCAAGCCCGUCCAUCAAGGUGACCGGCUCAAACGCUAUACAAUGCUACGCUCCUGCCACUGGACAGUUGAUCUCCCUCAUCAACCCUGCCACACCGGACAAGAUCGAUCGGUUGAUCGUUCGCGCCGCCGCCGCACAAUCGACAUGGAGCAAAACGACUUUCGCUCAACGUCGUAAGGUGCUGAAGACUCUUCUAAAGUUCAUACUCGACAAUGAAGCAGACAUUAUCAGAACCGCGUGCCUUGACAGCGGCAAGACCAGGGUUGAUGCCUUGUUCGGAGAGAUUCUUGUCACCGCAGAGAAGAUCAGGUGGAUGCUUGACCAUGGCGAAAAGUCCCUCUCGGCCGACGGGCGUUCUACCAACCUGUUGAUGUUCUAUAAGAAGAAUGAGAUUCGCUACGAGCCUCUGGGAGUUGUUGCCGCAUGUGUGAGCUGGAACUACCCGUUUCAUAAUUUCCUUGGUCCAGUGAUAUCGUCCAUCUUCGCUGGCAAUGCCAUCGUUGUCAAAACCAGCGAGCAGACUGCCUGGUCGUCCGUAUACUUCGCCAACAUCGUUCGGGGUGCAUUGUCAGCCUGUGGUUUUGAUCCAGACGUCGUCCAGGGCUUUGCGUGCUGGCCAGAGACAGCGGAGCACUUUACUUCGCAUCCAGGACUCAGCCAUCUGACAUUCAUCGGGAGCAGACCAGUGGCCCACGCUGUCGCGAAGAGUGCAUCCAAGGCGCUGACGCCUCUGUGUGUAGAGCUCGGUGGAAAGGAUGCUGCCAUAGUCCUGGACGAUACCAAGCAGCGAUGUAUGUCGAGCGGGGAGAUGGAAAGAGUAUGCAGUAUUUUGAUGAGGGGUGUGUUUCAAUCGUCGGGACAGAACUGUGUUGGUACAGAGCGCAUCAUUGCUCAGCCAAAGUCGUACGAGAGACUCAUCGAAAUGCUGGAGCCUCGUAUCAAGGGACUUCGACUGGGGAACGACCUUGACCCUGAGACAACCGUUGACUGCGGUGCCCUAAUCAGUCCCACGUCCUUUGACCGUCUGGAGCAUUUGAUUGCGGAGGCAACGGCAAGUGGCGCGCGGCUCCUCGUGGGUGGACAUCGGUUCACGCACGAGCAUUACCCACAGGGUCAUUACUUCACUCCCACUCUCAUUGUGGAUGUGACGUCUGACAUGAGGAUAGCUCAGGAAGAGCUCUUCGCACCCGUUUGUGUAUUGAUGCGGGCGGAAAGUGUUGACGAGACUAUUGAAAUUGCCAACAGCACGGCAUAUGGCUUGGGAGCGAGUGUUUAUGGACCCACUUCCACAUCACGGGCCCGAGAUGCACUGAAUCAUGUUGCAAACGGCUUGAAGGUGGGGAUGGUCGCUGAGAAUGAUCUUGCAGCGUACUAUGUCUGCCAGCUGCCAUUCGGUGGUGUCAGGGGAUCGGGCUACGGUCGUUUCGCUGGGCAAGAAGGCCUGCGUAGUGUGUGUAAUGCGAAGUCGAUAUGCGUGGACAGAUGGCCCUCACUCAUCAAGACGUCCAUCCCGGCUAACCUUGAUUACCCAAUGCGGGAGGGUGCGUGGAGAGCCGCAGUGGGUGUUGUCUUUCUCGGCUAUGGAGAAAACAUGCCGCGAAGGUGGCAAGGGAUCCGUCGACUUGUGGGUUUCUGA
Messenger RNA from Ramularia collo-cygni, 1833 nucleotides. Its product is annotated as related to oxidoreductase (Msc7). The transcript has 3 exons. Gene Ontology annotation, molecular function: aldehyde dehydrogenase (NAD+) activity. NCBI's taxonomy places the organism in Eukaryota, Fungi, Ascomycota, Dothideomycetes, Mycosphaerellales, Mycosphaerellaceae. The record is from RefSeq and is a predicted model, not a curated record. The coding region runs from base 1 to 1833 and encodes 610 amino acids.